UACGACAAGCAUGAACAACGGAAAAGAAUGUCCUCCGCGGAGUACAUUAAAAGAACCCAGUGAAAAUGUCUAUACGGAUCUUUUUCGGACUAAAAACGACAACACCUACGCUGGACUCAUUGGUGUUGAACUGAAAUCGUCGUCAGAGGAGGACUAUCGAAACAAAUAUAUUCUUGUGCAUGAAAAAGGGUCCAGAUACCUUGACACCAAUGCAGGAUCUGCAGCUGCGACAUCAGCAAAGAAAAUCAGUAGCACGAAAAAGACGAUAAUUAUAUUGGGCUCAAUUGCGAUUGUAGUAGCCAUUGUGGCUAUUGUGGCUGUACUGAUUUCACAAAACUCAGAAAAUGAAAGAAUUAUCAGAACGACGACGCCUCCUACGCUGGAUAUUUCCACAGAGAUGACUUCAAUACGGGCAGUAACGGAAGAAAUUAUAACUACAACAUCCAAAAGCACAGAGAGAAAAAUAUCGACUUCGACAGGUGUUGAGAGUACCAUUGCACAUACAAGCAAAAGUACAAACAUAACAGGUACAACAACGGAUACACACAAAGUCCACACUUCGACUGUUCGACCAGGACCGACAACAAGUUUAUCAGCCGGAAGCUGGUCACUGUGGGGUGACUGGACACAGUGCUCAGCUACCUGUGCAUCAGGGAUCCACAAGCGAUACCGUCAAUGUAUUGCAAGUCCGUGCAUCGGCGACUACAUAGAAACCGACAUUUGUACUUCAUCCCCUUGUCCUGUGUUUGGAAAAUGGAUAACCUGGGCUCCAUGGGGCGCUUGUGACGUAUCCUGCGGCGGCGGUGCUCAAACGCGUACAAGAGACUGCCAAAAGAACAAUCCCUCCGACAUCGAUUGUGUUGGUGGAAAUUUGCAGCAACAGAGAUGUUCGACUUGGGAUUGUCCAGAUUGUUCGAAAACCUGUCCUGUCGGGACACUGAAUGGUGAAUGCGACACGUGUGAAUGUUCUUUAACAAUCAAAGGACGCGUGCUAUCAGCAUCUACCAGUAAGCCAGUGACUGGAGCAUCAAUUUUCGCUGCUGCCGCCCCGACACGACCAUUGGCAAUGACGAAUUCGACAGGUUUUUUCAUUCUUGAUACAACAUGUACUGGCACAGACAUCAUCAUAAAGAAAGAUGGCUACAACGACUCUUUGACACAGAUAAAAACAGAAUAUAACGUUCUGAACAUUUCCAAGAUAGUGACCCCUCACUUUAUCCAGACACCGAUGAGCAAGAAGCGGCUUGUUGGCGAAUCCCUCUCACUGUGUUGCCAAGCUGAUGGACUUCCUGAAAUAGACUACUAUGAAUGGUUUAAGGAUUCCCAGCUUCUAGACAUAGCCUUGUACCCAAACGCAACCCUAUUGAAUAUCGAUAAUGUUCAUGAAACACAUUCUGGACAAUAUCAAUGUCGCGCAAAUAGCCCUGCUGGAGCCAUAAUGUCGACUGCAGCUAACAUCCAAAUCAGAGAGUCUCCUGAUGAUUUCUGUGCAGAUUCGUUGCAACAAAAAGCAGUUGCUCUUCCAAGCGACUGUGUCCAAGAGGCCACAAAUACAGCAACGUUCGAGGUAGGCGAGUGCAUCGCCAAAUCAUGUCGACAAAAUGGGUCAAUAGAUGUUCAGACUUGCGGCGAAGGUACACAUUCUUGCUGCUCCGUCAAAGAAUCAAAACUCGAAACUGUGCAAUGUUCAGGCUACACAAUGCAAGUUGUUAUUGUAAACAAAUGUGGGUGUGGACCUUGUUCACCAACCAAAUACAAAAUAUCUGGAAGAGCUCUUUCAGCAAACGAUAACACUCCUGCCCCAUACCUGUAUGUAUAUGUCAAUGGGGAAUUUAAAUCUUACACCAAUCUAAGGGGUUACUUCACUGUCAGUGUAGAAAUAUCUGCAUCUCCACUAACUUUGUAUUUGGUGGAUAAGUACUACAAACAGUUUUUGCCCGCCGUUAAACAAAUUACUUUAUCUGAUGGCCUAAGCGGAACAGUAAAAGUUGAAGUUUACUUAGUUCCGGUUGCUUCACCAAUCGAUAUUGAGUCUUCGAUUGAAAACACGCUUAAUGCACGCUCAGAAGCAAAGACGUCUGCCCCUAAUGUUGAGAUAGUAAUACCGGCAGGCUCAUUUUUCGACGAAAAUGGUGAAUAUUAUAAUGGUACCGUUUCUACAAGUUUUACUUUUCUAGAUACAUCAAACAUUUCUAAUAUAGAACAGUUGCCAGGAGUGUUUAGAUCAGUAGACGACGAAGGUGAAGCAAUUAAUCUUGACUCGUUAGGCGUUUUUAGUUUAUAUUUUCAAGAUAGCGCAGGAAAUCCAUUGACGCUCGGUGGAGAAAUAGAAAUCAAAUUUCCGGAAAAUACUUCACCAGACAUAUUAGAUAAAGAUUUCAAACUCUGGAGUUUGAACACAGACACAGGCGUGUGGGAGGUGAUCAUUCCUUCCUCUCAGUCUUCUAGAAGAAAGAAACGACAGGUAUAUGAAGAGCGGAUAGGGAAUAUUAAUUUAUCAGACUUCGACGAUAUUGGUUGGUUCAAUAUUGAUAUGGUCAGAAACAAUUAUGACAAAUUUUGUUUCUUUAAAACCCGAUUUUACAAGGAUGAGAAACUUAUGCAGCCGAAUAUUGAUCCUAAAAGGGAGUAUGAAUUAAGGAUUAUUUCAAACGGAAAUGGAAUACUCACGGUGAUCUACAACCAUGUACGUCAUCCCGAUAGCAAAUGUAUUACCGUCGGUUGUGAUCAAAAUAUCACAAUGUACAUAUCGGGUUAUUACUACGGAUGGGCCGAAUAUGAACAUAUCUAUUCUGCUGGCCCAGCUAUCAAUACAAGUCUAAAAUUUGAUACACAAGAAAACGAUAAAGUAAUCAAAAUAGCAUUACAGUCAUCAACAAAUGGGCCAUUUUAUGAAGACGAAAAUAUAUGUUUAAAGUCUUCAUCGAACCCCUUGCAAUUUCACCACGGAUACACUGGUCCAUCUAGAUCUAUACCUAUAGAGCUUUGUUCUCAGUUUGCUUCAACGGAUCCUGUGAAUGAAGCGAAAAGGUGCCGUCUUGCAUGGUAUCCAUACAGAGAUAUAGAUGAUCCAUACGUAAAAGAUGGCUAUAAAGUUUGUAAAGCAAAGGUAAAAGUAAGCCUUGGCGGUAUAUCUCAUCUCGAUCGCGAGCAAUUUAUCUCUCUAAAAGUAACGAGCUAUGGCGGAAACAAUUCUGAUAUAGCAAACGAAACCUUAGGCGUUUUAGAGUACGACAUUGACCCAAACUUUGUUGAUAAUAUUAUGUGUGUUGAGUACAAAUGUAGCGGAGUGUACGAUCCGGGAUUUAAUAACAAUUUUGAUAAUACUCGGGUUGAAAUUGCUCUCAAAUAUCCAGAUAGUAAUAUUCAUUGUGAAGUUACUGCCGAAUCGGAAUAUUUAAUUAGAAUAAAUCAGCGUACUCAGGUAGACCGAAACGAUGGAAUAUACGAAUUUGUGGCUCCCGAACCAUACGGUCCAACCAAUGGCCUCUAUUCACACAUAACGGGGUUAAUAGGUACCGUAGAGAGCGUCGAUGCUCUUAAUACUCAGCAGCAAUCGUCAGAAUUGAAUUGCCUGUCUUCAGAUCAAAUGACAAAUACAGUCGUUGAUAACGGGUACGCAGUUCACUUUACCUGUUUCCAAUGAGGUUAGUUUUCUAUUGGCGGAAUCCAUUUGUACUAUUAUUGCUGAUGCUAUAUUUUGAAUUAAAAUAUAUCCACUUCUGUUAAUACAUUAUGUCAUAAUUUUUAAAACCUAUAAGUUUAUUAUUAUUAUUUGUUUUAUUAUUAAAUUUCCUCAAGCUAAUGCAUACGUUGAUAAGAUUUAUCAUUUAUGUUUUUACUUUAUCGGGAUUAUUGGAAUAAGAGUCAGGUUGUGCACGUAAACUUGUUUAAACCCUCAGUAAUUUUACACUUUACUGGCCGUUGCAAGGCGGUACCUUACAAUCCUUGAUAAACACACUGUUGUUUCAUGUUUCUGGUUUCUGAUUGAUUGUUUUUGUGUAUUAUAACUUUGGCGUUUACCCUGUGCCAUUAAACGAGGUUUAUGUUGAGACUUUCGGCUACUGGGCUUGUUUCUGUAGUGUUUCAUAUAAAUACUUAAAUGGAAUUGUAUUAUUUCGUCCAUUAAAUAUGCUAUUUACAAGUACAUUUUAAAAGCGGUGGUUCUAUAGUUUGCAUUGAUGACGUCUGUAUUGUAUAUCCACAUCAAUUCGUUGGACUUCGUUCUGAAAAAGGAAUAUCGCUUAAGCUGGAUCGGUGAUGGUGUUGCACAUAUCAUUACUAAUCGUCGGUUAUAAUAAAUAGUUUAAUUCAAAUCGAUUUCGAUAUAUAUUGUAGUAGUUUUCAAAUUUUGUAGGUACUCAGUGCUUUCGGUUUAUUUAUUUAUGAAGAAACUUCACGAAAUUCACCCAUGUUGCAGCCGAAACUUAACAUGACCAUACAAGUUGACCAUGUCAUUCACUGUGAUCACUUGAUCACUACCUUAAAAAAAUACUUAAAACAAUUUUUAUAUUCAGUUCAGAUGAAGACUUACAAUUAUAUUUCUAGUAACUUCUAGCUAAAUCAUACUUUUAACAAAAUCUUGGCAAAUAGUAUUUCAUCCGGAAUAUUCCAGUUCAAUAUAAACAUCCGUUCUCUUUUUUUCAAGGUUUUCAAGAAUUAUGUCGGACACAUGUGAAUGUGAAACUUUUUGAUAUAACUGGGAUAUAUGAACUAAUAUACUAUAUUUUAUUAAGUAUUUGACAUGGAUAUACUUUGUUAAUAAGAAUAUGUGACUUUUAUCAAUAGAUAAGUUUUCUUUCAGAGAUUAACAACGAAUAUAUAUAUAUUGUGUAUAUAUAAUGCUUACUGUCGUGUAUUUGUUUAAACAUAUAUUUCGUGCACAUUUCCUGUUAUUGUGUUUCAUGUAUCUUCUGUAAAAAGUUAGUAAUAAACUUGUAGUCAUACAUCA
This is a messenger RNA of Mya arenaria, 4951 nucleotides long. RefSeq names its product cartilage intermediate layer protein 1-like. The coding region runs from base 11 to 3646 and encodes 1211 amino acids. The record is from RefSeq and is a predicted model, not a curated record. Lineage: Eukaryota; Metazoa; Mollusca; Bivalvia; Myida; Myidae. The transcript is spliced from 8 exons.